Molecule: messenger RNA, 1698 nt
Organism: Ipomoea triloba (trilobed morning glory)
Lineage: Eukaryota; Viridiplantae; Streptophyta; Magnoliopsida; Solanales; Convolvulaceae
Product: probable polyamine transporter At3g19553
Exons: 2
Coding region: 71-1600 (509 amino acids)
Biological process (GO): transmembrane transport
Cellular component (GO): membrane
Molecular function (GO): transmembrane transporter activity
Source: RefSeq, a predicted model, not a curated record
UGGGAAAAAAAAAUGAUUCGUAUCAAACCAGAUCGCCGCCGUAUUGGGUUGACUUCUCUGUGAUUUUUGGAUGGGAAAUGAGGGGAUGGCGAAGAAGACGAAUCCAAAGUUAACCCUUUUGCCAUUGAUUGCUCUUAUUUUCUAUGAAGUUUCCGGCGGCCCAUUUGGCGUGGAGGAUUCAAUCAGGGCAGGCGGCGGCCCUCUUCUCUCCCUGCUUGGUUUCUUGAUUUUCCCUUUGCUUUGGAGCAUCCCAGAGGCUCUAAUCACAGCUGAGCUCGCCACAACUUUUCCUGAAAAUGGCGGAUAUGUGGUUUGGAUAUCAUCAGCUUUUGGCCCUUUCUGGGGCUUCCAAGAAGGCCUCUGGAAAUGGUUCAGUGGAGUUGUGGAUAAUGCACUUUAUCCAGUUCUGUUUCUUGAUUAUUUGAAGCAUUCGAUCCCCGUUUUCGAGCAUUUCUCGGCCAGGGUUCCAGCCAUGUUAGGGAUCACAGUUUCCCUGACUUAUUUGAACUAUAGAGGCCUCCACAUUGUUGGCAUUGCUGCUGUUUUGCUUGCAAGUUUCUCUCUUUUGCCGUUUCUCGUGAUGGGGAUUCUCUCGAUUCCUCGGAUUAGGCCUAGGCGAUGGCUUGCUGUGGAUUUCGGGAAGGUGGAUUGGAGGGUAUACUUCAAUAGCAUGUUUUGGAAUUUGAACUAUUGGGAUAAGGCCAGUACACUAGCCGGGGAGAUUGAUGACCCGAGCAGAACGUUCCCUAAGGCGCUGCUCGGUGCUGUUGCUGUCGUUGUUUCUUCGUAUCUGAUCCCGCUUCUUGCUGGAACUGGAGCUUUGAAGUCUGACCCUAGCCAAUGGAGUGAUGGGUAUUUUGCAGAAGUUGGAAUGCUCAUUGGUGGCUCUUGGCUCAAGUGGUGGAUCCAGGCCGCGGCUGCAAUGUCUAACAUGGGGCUGUUCGAGGCUGAAAUGAGCAGCGACGCCUUCCAGCUGCUCGGAAUGAGUGAAAUGGGGAUGCUUCCAUCUAUAUUUGCUUCGCGGUCAAAACAUGGGACACCUACUUUUAGCAUCCUAUGUUCUGCAACUGGGGUGAUUUUCCUGUCAUGGAUGACAUUCCAGGAAAUCUUGGAGCUUCUAAACUUCCUUUACUCCAUCGGAAUGCUUCUCGAGCUUGCAGCCUUCAUAACGCUGAGGAUCAAGAAGCCUGGUCUUCGCAGGCCGUACAAGGUGCCCUUGCAGACAUUUGGUGCAACAAUGCUUUGCCUGCCUCCAAUGUUGUUGCUUAUCCUUGUAAUGUGUCUGGCUUCUCCAAAGACAUUUUUUGUUAGCGGGAUAGUUAUCGUCGUGGGGUUUCUCUUGUACCCUGCUGUGGUUCAAUCAAAGGAGAGGUUUUAUUUCCAUUUUAACACACAAGAUUCAUCAGUGAUCAGUUCAAGUACUGGUUUUGAAGGCCAAGAAAUCAUGCCAGUGAACAGUCAAGAAGUAUCUGAUGAAGCUUCUCUCUACCUUCUAUCAGAUCCAUCCCCUUUGAAGGACCAAGCAGAGGUUGAAAUCAUAUCAGGAGUUUCAGAGCUACAGACUCUACAUCACACUAGUUCAAAGUCUCAAGACAACUAAUUUCUUACAUUGCAAAAAUGGUGUAGUAAUACAAUUUUGAUAUCAGAUAUUCAAUCAAUGCAUUAACAAGUUCUUAUUGUAUGGUUUUCCAGUUGUUC